AUGCUGACGAAAAAAGAAGCUAAACAGCCCUUUGGUGCUAAAAACAGCCCAAAUGAGAGCUCGUCUUCGCUAGCAUGCCAUUCUCCCUUUGCUGCAACAACGUUCUUUGAUGGUAUCAACAAAGGUAUCGUGAUAUUGCCGGAUGACAUACAUUUGCACACCGUUGUUUGUCCAUCGACAGGUACCUCGACCCUCCCGCGUUUGGAUUCCACAGAAGCAUCCCCCUUCUACUCGUGGGUUAAAAUGGCAUUGGGGGCUGCGCCUCCAGCGCCGGGUACCCCGCCUAAGCAUACGCUUGCUCAAAUUGACACAUAUCCACAGGAAAAACAUGCUCCCGAUGCAGAUAUUGAUGAGUUUUUUUAUGGGCGCUCGAAGGAUGCGUCGCCGAAACAUCAUACAACACCCGUCAUGUUCAUGCAAGAAAGAAAUAACUCGAUUCCAACUGUCAAUACAGCAGCGGCAAAGGCGCUUGGUUGCUCUGCAGUACUUCUCCACCUGUGUUCUUUUGAAGAUGGAGCAAAGGAGCCUCGAAUCCUUGUUUUUCAAGUCCGCGAUGCUCAACUUCGCUCUUGCCGCAUUCCCUCUGGCAAAAAGCGUGGAAGUCCACGUGCUAUCUCUGAAGCAUUUCUCUUUCCAACACUAGAGGAAUCCAUUGACAUUCAUGUGUCACUAGCAGCAGUCACAUCUAGCCCCGGCAUGUGCGAGGAUUUCUCGUCCAGCCGCUCGAUUCAUUCCAGCAUGAAAUCAUCGACAGGGUCUUCCCUGGGAAAGGCAAAGGCUAUUCUUGAUUCGGUCCUAUUCAAGUCUUCGUUCUCAAGUCUCUCUCCAAAAAGCUUGCUUAUGAAAGGAAGAAGGGGAUCUACUAUAUUUGACAGGAUGGACGGGUCCAAAACUCCGGAAAGCCCCAUCCUCAACGCUAGGAGAAAGGAAGAACCAUUCAUAGCGUCCACAAUUUUCCGCGUCGAUCUUGUCUCAGCGGCCCACUCAAAGUUACCGCAGUGGUUCGAAUUGAUACUACCAAUGGCCGGUGCGUCCGGUGUUGCCCGCUUGGUACUCUCUGUCUCUGCACUCUACGCGCCCACACCUAGCAAAUCAAAAUGGCGGUCAAGACCAACUUCACUCCUUUCUCUGAUCAAUCUUCAGGAGCAUAAUGGCAUCCCAGCACAUGCCGACUAUUUGACGCUUCUGCAAAGAAACUCCUCGCCAAUGAAAGUUUCCACUUGGCGCCGCUUUUGGGCUGUUGUUGCUGCAGGCAGGAUCCUGCUCUAUCCCUAUCAACAGAAAGAAGCUGUGCUUCCUCUCCUCACCAUCGAGCUGACCAAUAUUAUUGGUGUGAAAGCGGCCGAUCCAGAGCGUCUGCACCAACGCAAUGCUUUCCACUUGAUCAGCGACAGCGGUGUACGCCACUCACUGUAUGCUGACUCGGAAGCAAGUCUCAAAAAGUGGAUGGCAAUAUGUGCGGUUGGGCACUCCUCAAACGCCACGACAGAACUUCCGCUGCUUUUCAAUAAUAUCAAAACAGCGCCAGCUUUGCCCACGUGCUAA
Molecule: messenger RNA, 1545 nt
Organism: Mitosporidium daphniae
Lineage: Eukaryota; Fungi; Microsporidia
Exons: 1
Coding region: 1-1545 (514 amino acids)
Source: RefSeq, a predicted model, not a curated record